Messenger RNA from Pelobates cultripes (western spadefoot toad), 40215 nucleotides. The record is from the annotation of a GenBank genome assembly. Lineage: Eukaryota; Metazoa; Chordata; Amphibia; Anura; Pelobatidae.
CCGUGGAGGAUUCCGUAGCUGUGGGAAGCGCAUGCGGAAGUGCGUGAUAACAAUCAGCAGUUGGUGUCAGUCACUGCCAGCAGCUGGUACUGAGUGUGAGCGGGACCUCACUCACUGAGUGUCACAGGGAGCCGGGAGGGCGCAGACAGUGACAUGGGGAAUGACUAGCAGCCCUCCAAACCGGCCUGGAGGGUCCAUCACACAGCAAGGAGACCCUCACCCAGCAAGGUAAGCAUCACACAGCAAGGAGACCCUCACACAGCAAGGAGACCCUCACCCAGCAAGGUGAGCAUCACACAGCAAGGGGAGCCAUCACACAGCAAGGGGAACCAACACACAGCAAGGGGAACCAACACACAGCAAGGGGAGCCAUCACACAGCAAGGGGGACCAUCACCCAGCAAGGGGAACCCUCACACAGCAAGGGGACCCUCACACAGCAAGGGGAACCCUCACACAGCAAGGGGAACCCUCACACAGCAAGGGGAACCCUCACACAGCAAGGGGAACCAACACACAGCAAGGGGACCAUCACCCAGCAAGGGGAACCCUCACACAGCAAGGGGAACCCUCACACAGCAAGGGGACCCUCACACAGCAAGGGGAACCCUCACACAGCAAGGGGAACCCUCACACAGCAAGGGGAGCCAUCACACAGCAAGGGGAACCAACACACAGCAAGGGGAACCAACACACAGCAAGGGGAACCAUCACCCAGCAAGGGGGAACCCUCACACAGCAAGGGGACCCUCACACAGCAAGCAAGGGGAACCCUCACACAGCAAGGGGAACCCUCACACAGCAAGGGGAGCCCUCACCCAGCAAGGAGACCCUCACACAGCAAGGAGACCCUCACCCAGCAAGGGGAACCAACACACAGCAAGGGGAACCAUCACCCAGCAAGGAGACCCUCACCCAGCAAGGAGACCCUCACCCAGCAAGGGGAACCAUCACACAGCAAGGGGGACCAUCACCCAGCAAGGGGAGCCAUCACACAGCAAGGGGACCCUCACACAGCAAGGGGAACCCUCACACAGCAAGGGGGACCAUCACCCAGCAAGGGGAGCCAUCACACAGCAAGGGGACCCUCACACAGCAAGGGGAACCCUCACACAGCAAGGGGAACCAUCACACAGCAAGGGGAACCAUCACACAGCAAGGGGAACCAUCACACAGCAAGGGGGACCAUCACCCAGCAAGGGGAGCCAUCACACAGCAAGGGGACCCUCACACAGCAAGGGGAACCCUCACACAGCAAGGGGAACCCUCACACAGCAAGGGGGACCAUCACCCAGCAAGGGGAGCCAUCACACAGCAAGGGGAGCCAUCACACAGCAAGGGGAGCCAUCACACAGCAAGGGGAGCCAUCACACAGCAAGGGGAACCCUCACACAGCAAGGGGGACCAUCACCCAGCAAGGGGGACCAUCACCCAGCAAGGGGGACCAUCACCAGCAAGGGGAACCAACACACAGCAAGGGGCAAGAGGAACCCUCACACAGCAAGGGGAACCCUCACCAGCAAGGGGGGGGGAACCAUCACCCAGCAAGGGGGACCAUCACCCAGCAAGGGGGACCAUCACCCAGCAAGGGGGACCAUCACCCAGCAAGGGGGACCCAUCACCCAGCAAGGGGAACCCAGCAAGGGGGACCCUCACCCAGCAAGGGGGACCCUCACCCAGCAAGGGGGACCCUCACCCAGCAAGGGGGACCCUCACCCAGCAAGGGGAACCAACACACAGCAAGAGGAACCCUCACCCAGCAAGGGGAACCCUCAUCACCCAGCAAGGGGAACCCUCACCCAGCAAGGGGAACCCUCACCCAGCAAGGGGAACCCUCACCCAGCAAGGGGAGCCAUCACCCAGCAAGGGGAACCCAUCACCCAGCAAGGGGAACCCAUCACCCAGCAAGGGGAGCCCUCACCCAGCAAGGGGGAGCAGGGACCAGGGAUACACACAGCACUGUCAACAAUCUCCCUGAACUAGGACUCCCAGCAUGCUCUCACUGAACUAGAACUCCGAGCACUUUCAACAAUCUCACUGCUCCCACUGAACUACAACAACUCCCAGCACUGUCAGCAAUUACACUGCUCCCAGCUACAACUCCCAGCAUGCUCUCACUACAACUCCCAGCACUUUCAACAAUCUCACUGCUCCCAGCAUGCUCUCACUGCUCCCACUGAACUACAACUCCCAGCACUGUCAGCAAUUACACUGCUCCCAGCUACAACUCCCAGCAUGCUCUCACUACAACUCCCAGCACUUUCAACAAUCUCACUGCUCCCAGCUACAACUCCCAGUAUGCUCUCACUGCUCCCACUGAACUACAACUCCCAGCACAUUCAAUAAUCCCACUGCUCCCAGCUGCAUCUCACUGAUCUCACUACAACUCCCAGCAUGCUCUCACUGAACGUUAACAAUCUCAUUGCUCCCACUGAACUACAACUGUCAGCAGUCCCACUGCUCCCACUGAACUACAACUCCCAGCACUGUCAGCAAUCCCACUGAUUUCCCUGAACUACAACUCGCAGCACUGUUAGUGAUCCCACUGCUCCCACUGAACUACAACUCCCAGCAUUGUUAGCAAUCCCACUGCUCCCAGCUACAACUCCCAGCAUGCUCUCACUACAACUCCUAGCACUGUCAACAAUCCCACUGCUCCCAGCUACAACUCCCAGCAUGCUCCCACUGAUCUCACUGAACUACAACUCCCAGCAUGCUCUCACUGAAUGUCAACAAUCUCAUUGCUCCCACUGAACUACAACUGUCAGCAGUCCCACUGCUCCCACUGAACUACAACUCCCAGCACUGUCAGCAAUCCCACUGAUUUCCCUGAACUACAACUCGCAGCACUGUUAGUGAUCCCACUGCUCCCACUGAACUACAACUCCCAGCACUGUUAGCAAUCCCACUGCUCCCAGCUACAACUCCCAGCAUGCUCUCACUACAACUCCUAGCACUGUCAACAAUCCCACUGCUCCCAGCUACAACUCCCAGCAUGCUCCCACUGAUCUCACUGAACUACAACUCCCAGCACUGUCAGCAAUCCCACUGAAAUACAACUCCCAGCACUGUCAGCAAUCCCACUGCUCCCAGCUACAUCUCCCAGCACUGUCAACAAUCCCACUGAUCUCCCUGAACUACAACUCCCAGCACUGUAUACAAUCCCACUGCUCCCAGCUACAACUCCCAGCUUGCUCCCACUGAUCUCACUGAACUACAACUCCCAGCACUGUCAGCAAUCCCACUGCUCUCACUACAACUCCCAGCAUGCUCUCACUACAACUCCCAGCAUGCUCUCACUACAACUCCCAGCAUGCUCUCACUACAACUCCCAGCAUGCUCUCACUACAACUCCCAGCAUGCUCUCACUACAACUCCCAGCAUGCUCUCACUACAACUCCCAGCAUGCUCUCACUACAACACCCAGCAUGCUCUCACUACAACACCCAGCAUGCUCUCACUACAACACCCAGCAUGCUCUCACUGAUCUCGCUGAACUACAACUCCCAGCAUGCUCUCACUACAACACCCAGCAUGCUCUCACUACAACACCCAGCAUGCUCUCACUGAUCUCACUGAACUACAACUCCCAGCAUGCUCUCACUACAACUCCCAGCAUGCUCUCACUACAACUCCCAGCACUGUCAACAAUCAGCAAUCCCACUGAUCUCACUACAAUUCCCAGCACUGUCAACAAUCCCACUGCUCCCAGCACUGUCAACAAUCCGCAAUCCCACUGCUCCCAGCUACAACUCCCAGCACUGUCAACAAUUAGCAAUCCCACUGCUCGCACUACAACUCCCAGCAUGCUCCCACUGAACUACAACUCCCAACACUAUCAACAAUCAGCAAUCCCACUGUUCCCAGCAUGCUCUCACUGAACUACAACUCCUAGGACUGUCAACAAUCAGCAAUCCCACUGUUCCCAGCAUGCUCUCACUGAACUACAACUCCUAGGACUGUCCACAACCCCACUGCUUAUACUGAACUACCACUCCAAUCAUUCUUCCACUGUUCUCACUGAACUACAAAUAUCAUCGUGCUUUACCAGCCCUAACACUGGCUUUCUACAUAUAAGCUUUUCAGACUGUCUUGUGUAAAAUUAUGAAUUUCACUGUCCAUUAUCAUAUAUAAUUUCACCUGUUUAUCUCCCUUUUUAUUUAUUCUGUCAUUUUCUACCCAAAUCCAGCAAAGCUACUUGAAAUGUAUAUUUGUAAGCCAGCACUAUGAUAGUUGGUAGGACCUGCAGUUGGAAUAUUAUUGGGCAUUGUUUGGUUUUGAGUAAUUAUCCCACUCUUUUUAUGAUACUUAACCCUUUUUUAAUUAAACAAAACAAUUUUUAAUUACAAAAAUACAAUUCUUAAAGGCUCCCUUACUUCUGCCUCCGCUAAUCAGAUUGACAAAUACCUAGUUGCCAUGACGACCCGGUAUCUGGGAUUUGUCAAGCCCUGCCCUAAAGUAUCAGCAUUUAGGCAGAUACCUUUGGUCCUGUCACUGGUCCUUCAGAUAUUGCGUGAAUGUUUAUACAUGUUAUGUGAAAGUAGUUAUGGUGUUAACCUGUGGCGUUCAAGUUGUUGUAAGUGCUCUUAAUGCUCUGGCAGCGGAUGGAGAUGCAAAGCAUGGCACAGUCUUGUGACCUAAUUAAUUUUGGAUCUGUGUGUAUUCUUUUUAAUGAAUAUUAACAUAUCUUUUGAUUACAAGCAAAUCUACACCAGAGGUUCUGCGUUUUUAAUUUGACGUGACCGUGUUAAUGCGUAUCCUCGUGAUAUAUGGCAGGGUACCAUACUUGGCUGAAACAUUGUCUGAUUCUUCUGACUUGCGCACCUAUUGAGUGAAUGAACUUCAAAUCUUGUACUAAAGUAGCGGAACUGGAAAUAUUCUCCAAUUGUCCAAUUUAUCCAGAGCAGCUCUUUUGACCUAUAAAUUGCAAUUAUUUUCUUGAUUCAAUUAAAUUCUUUAUUUAGAAAGUAAAUCCCAUCUCCAACAGAUGGAAUGUCAAAAGUAAGCCGUAAUUUGUCCUAAAUUACACUCCAAAGACUAUCAGGGUUAUUCACUAAAUUGAGAAUUGUCAGUAAUUUAAAGUAAAUUUCAAAUCUAAAGAAUAACUUCAAGCGUUCUAAUAGCCUACUGUUGUGCUUAUGAUGCAAGGAGUACUCUGGUCUAAUUCCCCAGUACUGGGGUAAACUAUUUAGAAAUGGUUCCUCCCCUUACCGGCGUCCCAGAGAGGCUCUGAUGCUCUCUGGUGGUCCAGACAGACUGAUAACACCCCAAUGACGCUGCCGGAGGUGUAGUUAAACAUCAUAUGUACUGCCGUACAUACAAGCCCCAGUUUUAAUUCAGAUUUUUUUUGUAUAUCCUAAAUGUGUCAAAAUCCCCUCAUUAUGGAAGACCUGAGCUGUUUUUGUAUUCCUGACUGUUAAAAAAAAAAAACAACAAACUAAUGAGCAGGUGACCUGCAAGCCCGACACUUGUUUUUUAUUGACUUUCUCUGAAUAUGUGGGCGAGGUAAGAAUGAGAGGUUGAGCCUAUUCCUAAACCAACCAGCUUCCCAAAAUUCUGUAUAUUUCAUUUAUCUUAAGCAUUUUACUCUAUACACUGGUGUCUAUUUACAAUUUCUCAUCCAGGAAAACAAGGAAAUGUUUGUCAGAGAGACUUUUCAUUUUGGAGUCUUUUAGCUUCCGACAUCUUUCACAACAGUUGGCAAGGUUUUAUUUCCCUGCCAGACCAAAAUGGCUACCCCAGAAUAAAAAGGAAUUGUUCAAAAUUCCCCGUCUGGUGAUAAAAUCCCUUUCAGAUUAGACGGGGCAAUAGCACGUCACUCCCAUUUCUGACACUUUCACUUUGCUUUUCUUCAGAUCACUUUGUUUUGCAAAUGGAAUAACCCUACUCCUCAGGUUUCUCAUAUAACUAGACCACAUCCACACCCAGACAGGUUCUAUCUGUGGGAAGCAGCAUUGUUAGAUAUCCAUUAUCGCCAACUGUUGCAGGACGUGGUACAAUGGCAGAGCUCUCGGGGACUGAUAAAUGGUAUUAUACUAGGAAAACUGGAAGAAAAUACUAAACAAAAAUCAAAGUGAAAUGAAAUCAUUUCAUAAAUGUUGAUGGUGAUGAUUUUUGUUUUGUUUAAUUUUUUAAUUAAUGCUGUAUGAUUUUUAUUUGUGUACAGGAUGGCAGAAAAGAAAUUCCUGGUGGCCCAGCUCACAAACUAUUUAAGGGAGGAUCGUAUUCAACUAUGGAAGGCCCCAUACACCACGGAAAAUCAGGAAGCUGGCUGCGACAUCAAAGUGAGUACAUAACAGCCCUGGACACCGGGCACAGCAAGGUCCUGGGGCAGAGUUGGGUACGCUUCUUAUAAUAGAGACUGUCCUGAGAUGGCUUUGGUCCCAAAUGGGUGAAGUUAGUUUGCGCUGUGACCUGAUGUGUACAUACACCUGGUUGCUUUUAAAAAGUAUUUACUGCUUACUCAUAAUUAAACUAUUGCUUCCGUGUGUUUUGUUAUAGGUGUUGGGUGAUCACACAGGGUUUAUUCACUAAAAUGGGACUUGUCAGAGUGAAUUUCACAUAUUAGGCCGAAAUAAUAUAGAAACAUCCCCCAAAGUGUUCUCAUUCUUGCUAUUUUGGCUUGAAUUUCCAAUUGCCAGUUUAGUAAAUAACCCUGUGACUGAUAAAUAUUCAAUCCAAUAUGUCUCCUGUUGUUGUUUUUGUUUAUUUUGUCUUUGUACUCUCCUAUAACUAUCCAGUGCUGUAAUUUUGCAUGUGCAAAGUCCCAUUAUCCUCAGGAAUACUGAGGGAUUAUUGGAAUUGUAGGCUAUGCUCAUGAAACAAAUCUAAAGUGAAAGUGAAAAUAAAAGCCUUGUGUUUUACGAGGAUUUUUUUGUUACGCAUUAAUUACUGGCAAGCUUUUUGGAAUUGUUACACAUAUUGUGAAGUCUGUAAUAAUUUUUUUUUUUUUUUAAAAGGAUGAAGCCAACAUUUUAGAGGUAUAUCCACUAAACGGUGAAAUUCAGUCAGAUGAAAAAUGUAGGCCAAAUAACUGGUUCAAAAAUUUUAUUGAAGAUUUUUCCAACUGUAAAUGUCAGAGUUCAUUUUAAUAAGGAUCAAAGAAUCUUUAUUCCUCAACUUUAGUAGAGUCUGUGUGACGACAUCUGUAUUGCUGCAUAAGCUUCUCGGAGAUAUGGUUUACCUUCUCUUUGUGGCUUGCUGCCUGAACUGCAAAGUACAAACCCGGAUGGUUUAAAUUUUACUUUAUUGCAAUAUUUCAGUAAAACGUAGCAGGUCAGUGACAAAGAGCCUUCCAUUGUCAUGGAUAGGAUUUAAGACGACAAAACCUCCUUGAUUGUAAAAAAGGCAAUCUGGUUCUUCCACAGUGACAAACAUUGCUACAACUGUCAUAUAGGAUACAUUACAUGGUUAAUGUAAUCCAGUAAAACCAACCUGAUAGUGUUUCAACCUAAAAGUUGAAUAAAUGUUUGUCCAACCUUUAUUCAGUUUGUUACAAGUAGCUUGAUAAAAGCUCAGAUGUGCAACAAGUGGCAACAAAUUGAGCAAGAUUUAUUUUGGUUUUUGAGUUGAAAGUUUGAAGUGUUAUUGUUUGCGCACUCAUUACUUAGUAUUUGUUUGGUAGUUUGUUGGUGUCUCCACCCUAGACGUAGCUUCGGUUUCUGUUAAAGGAACACUAUACGGUCAAGAACAAAAAUAUGUGUUCCUAAACCUAUAUGUGGCGGACCGCCUGGCACCACAACUUGGUGCCUUUGCCAAUUGAUUGCUUUUAUUCAAUGCUUUCCUAUGGGAAAAAAUCUGGUGCUGGAAAUCCUCAUGCAGAGCGUGAGGACGCCCAGCUUUAGAUAAAGGACCAAAGGACUGUUUCAAACCAGAAAGUCGUCUGGUAGACCGUAACAAGAGGUGGAGUUAACCCUGCAUAGUAAUUAUUACAGUUUCUCAAUAACUGCAAUAAUUACUACUGCAGGGUUAAGGGACAUGGGACAUUGCACCCAGACCACUUCAAUGAGCUGAAGUGGUCUAGGUGCCUACAGUGUCCCUUUAAUUUGUGUGUUUGGAUUUGAGUUUCAAUUUAUUAGUUUGAAUUCGCCAGAAUCUAAUGCCCAUUAAAAUUUUGGAAACUUUAUUUUCCAUAAAAGGUGAGCAUUAGAUGCGAGUAAGUACAGUAUAUUGUUUUAUUUUUUAGUUUGAUUUUGUUAUUUGUGCGUGUGUUUUUUUUUUUAUUUUUUUCUGAAGCAGUAAAUGCAUUAAUUUGAACUCUGGUUAACGAUGCUAACCCUUUCUAAUCUGAAAACAUUACUAUACACAAGGACUUGAAGUCAGGUAAAACUUCAAACACUAGCAUUUACUUUGUGUGAACGUCUAUUUCGAGUUUGCCAAGUUAAUGCUGAGUGCCGUUUGCUAAUGAUUUGAAUCAAGGCCAUACCAAUACACAAUAAAACGGACCGUUUUGCACACAAGUGGUUAAAAACCGUUCAGGCGCUAUUCCACUUUCCAGAUGCAUGGACAGCUAAUGCAAGCACCAAUCUCCCGAGCUGCAAACUACACGAAUCCUCCAACUACCAAACUGGAAACAGCCGAACAGGAAAAGCAUACAAUCAGCUUACACUCCUGGCAAUCCGCAUACAAUCCAAUUCCCCCCAAGAACGAGAUGACACUUCGUUUUGAGGGUCAAGCAGAAUAUGGUUUACUGGGGCUACCUGCCCGGCUUUUAUGCAGGUCUCCCACCUGGUGGACACUCCCCUAGGGGACCAGAUGGAAGACUGGGACACAAAGGGUAAAAGGACCAAUCACAGACUUACACAUUUCAACAAUCCCACAAUGCAUCACAAUCCCUCCUCUCUGGCCUGGAGAUAAUUGGGAAGUAAUCCAAUUAAAUUACCACUAAAUCAAUCAGGACAGAGGCAAAACUCCAUUACACACACUUUCAGUAAAAAGACAUAAAAUUACAUACGGUUACUUUUAUCACAUAAAACACACACAUUCUACAUAUCCCCAGAUAGCUUAGAUCUGAGCGCACACUAUUACCGGAUGGCGCUUAGAUCACAUACAUACAGUUCAAUCGCCAUGGAGCCAAAGUCUUUUCCAUAGUCUUUCAUUACACGAAUAGGCUCCAUGGCAUAGCUAUCUGGGGUGAUGCUGUUCAUACGGUCAAACUACUGGUUUCACUACCGAAUGCAGAGGUAAGGAGGUUGGCGGCUCAGCGGUGUUCGCGCAAAUAAGUAUCCGUUUCCAGUUCCAUAGAUUGGGCGCUGAACACCGCUGGCCGCUCUGGAGUUGAAAUAGCCGCUGCCCCGUGUUGGCAAACGAACAAGGGCCACCCAGCAUUUGUCAAUUAAGCUGUGGUUAACCGCAGCUGCUGGGCGGUCAAUUGACGGCACACUCCAGUUCCCAGGUGGUCGAUCGUUCGGUACUUUGUUCGGUAGAUUUGAAUCUACUGACCACCCUGGCAGAAAGGCAUGAAUACGCCUUUCUGCAGGGAAAAUAAAAGGUUUUUAAAUGCCGGGCCAUAGCCUAAAGGGAGCAGGCGAGCAACCAGGCUUCUCCAGUGGACAGUGGCGAGGCUGGUUCCGCCACAAGAAUCUUCUAAUUUCUUCAUUAUACAGGCUUUAAAAACCACUAAUCUGGGAGUUAUAUUUCUAACCCUUGACCUAGACCAAUGGUAAUUAAAUCAGUCAAUUAUUACCUCAGCUAUCCGUUACAUUUUUGUCUGUCUGUAUUGUCAUAUAAUUUGCAAUGUUCUAUGUUUCCCAGGUGCUGGUGCAGCGGUAUUGCAACAGGCUGAACUACGCUUUGGAUGAUAUCACUAGUGCUUUGGAGGAGAUCCGUUGUUUAGCUAUACAGCGAGGUGCCAGAAACCAGGCAUUUAAAACCAAAGGAUUGGCCUCGUUACAGGUCUUCCUGCCCCGUAAAGUAAAUAAGGUAAGCAUUUCUGUGCUUGGAUGGAAUGCUAAUGGAUGAAAAGAUAGCUGGCACAAGGAAGUUAAAAAUGAAUGUGUUUUAAGAGAAACCAGAUCUAGAACACAAACUGCAUGUGAGUGUAAUAUAUGUAUGCGUGUAUGCAACCAAAUUCUCCCGCACACUCCUUUCGACCGAUAAAGAAAUAGGUUUCGCUUCGCUUUCUCUCUAGAACUAAGACUACAACGAUGUUGCCACCCGCUCCUCCUCCCCGCUCCUCAUAGAUCAAUCAAUACGCUGCUGUAUCUACUAAACGGAAAUGUUUUAGAUGGAAGGACUAAAACUAAAGGGCCACUAAACUUAGACCGUGUCAUUGCGAUGAAGGGCUCUGGUUGCCUUUAGUGGUAAUUUAAGAUGGUGAAGAACGUGGAAAUUUGCAGUACAUGCAGAAACCUGGAAAGAUCUUUUACCUUUUUUUUGUUUUUACAUAUGUCUUUUAAACACAUAAUUUAUAUAAUGCCCUACAAAUUAAUGCCUGGAGUGUCCCUUAAAUUACACUGAGCAUUAAAAUGUAGGAUUUCCACUUUAAAUAUCUGAUUAAUCUGCAGUUUGCUGCACCACCAAAUAAGAGAUGUUCCUUUGGAUCCCCUCUUAGUCACUGACUGAAGCCCUUUCCUAUAGCUAUAUAGAUGCAUUUGGAGUAAUACUUUUUUUCCUUCUCUAUUUUUCUCGUAAGGAAUCCAAGAACAUUAUGGAAACUCCACUGAAUAUCACCGGCAAAGAGUUAAAGUGUCAGUAAGUAUUACUUUACCCAAUAAAACAUGUUUUUAUUAUUUUUGAGACAUGACAUCCAUAUAAUUUAUAGUGUCCCCGCUGCCCUCUCAUCCAUUGGCAUUGAGUGGGGAUGUAAUAAUAUUACAAUAGUGUUUUCCCAAAUACCUAGCCACCCUCCCCGUAAACUGUCUGCUUAAUCCCUUCACACUAAUAAUGCUAAGAUGGGGCCCAAUAUAUCUAAAAUUAAACCUUAAAAACCACAUACUUGCCUUCAAACAUUUUGAAACGUAAUACACAGUGCAACUAUAAAAAAAAUAAUACAAAACUGAACUGGAAAAUGCAGUAAAAAGAAAAACCACACUGCAAAAAAAAUGAGUCCACAGAGGGCUCCGUUCAGACUGACGAUUGAAGGUGGGGAAUUUCUCUAUAAAGGCCUUCCCACACAUUAUCAGAGUGCUCUGAUCGGCUUCCAUAAAUGACCAGGCAAGUCUAGUGAGAGGUGAGAUUAGCCUGUUAGAGAGCUCUGAUUGGUUGGCUUGGCAGCUUGAAUAUUCAAAGUGUGGGAAGACCUUUCCCUACUCGAAUCUCAACAGAACCCUCCAUUGAUAUCUUUGUUGCACAGUUUUUUGGUUUUUUUUUUUCAUUCCCUACUUUUUAUUAAUUUAGCCAUUGUGGAAAAUGUUGGAGCUUUAGAAAUAAAAGUAGUAAUACUUUUACCAGAUUGAUGAUGAUGUAUUCAUUUUUUUUUUUUUUAAAUCUUCAUCCACAGGAUAGCACAAACAUACGGAUUGCAAGAAAAUUACAUUAAAAUAAUUGUUAACAAGAAACAGCUUGAAAUCGGUUAGUACAAAUCAUGUGUAUUCCAUCAGAUUUUUAUAGUUUAUAGUGUUAAUUCAUUUGCGGUAUAAUAGGUUAGUGCCAUUUUAUAUUUAUGUUUGAACUAUUUUAGUUAUAACAAUUAUUUAAACACAUGGUGGGAUGGUUCAUUAAGGUGUAGAAAAAUUGCCAAAAGUCAUUAGGUGGAGUUAUCACCAACAUAAUGACAAAUCACCACUCUACUCAUUUAACUGAACUGGUGCAAAUAUUUCAAAUUUCCAAUCAGCAUGAACAUUCCUCUGAUUUCCAAUUUAUGUCCUACUUUUCUGUUAGCUAUUACUUUAGAUCAGUUUUAGAUGCCAGAUGCCCACUGGGUACUGAUAUUAUUGGAGCAUAUCGCUGGUAUCUUAAAUAGUAAAUACAUUUUGUUUCAUUUCUGUUUAAAUGCGUUAGACAUCAAGGAUUACUUUUCUGUAUUUUGUGUGUGUGCAUACGUACCGUAGAUUUGGAAUCUUAUUUAUAUUUUUUACUAGAAGAUUAGGAGAGAAAAUAAUAAAAUAAACUAUAACAUAGUAAUGGUAAACUUCUGUGUGUGUAUUGGGGGAUAUAGUGAGUUUGUGAAUAGGGAAUGUAGUGUGUGUUUGUAUAGGUAAUUCUUUGUGGUGGUAGGGGGGCCCCUAGAAAAUCACUGGACUACCAGGAAAUGUUUACAUUUUACAAAUCACAUAUUCUUAACUAUAAGAAAACAUCUGACCUAUUUGUGUGCUGCAAGGUGACCCAGUCAUUCAUGGCUUUACAGGAAAAGUUAGUACAGACAGAGAUUCUCUCUCCAGCUACCACUGGGCCUGAUUGCGGCUGUAUUUAAUCAUAUAGCGAUACUCAGUACAGUUACGCGUGACUAAGUCUCUUUAACAUACCUUUCAUUUUACGUUUCUUUUGCGGCCAACAUAUUAGAUUCAGGUUUUACUAGAAAUUUUCCUGACUUAUAAAAAUAGCAAUAUUUCUACUGCCCACAAGAUGGUGGUAUUAACAUGUGAAUUUAUUUUUUUAAACGGUUGCAAUAAUCACCAUAACAACUUUGCAUGAUUGGAAAGGUACUGGCUCAUAUAGCAUCUGAGCCUACUUUCAGCUCUGAGAGAGCUCCUCAGAGUUCAGCUGUAUUGAUAUAAAUGAAACUGGCAACACAAGUAGAAUUAAUUUCCUUUAUUAGAGCAAACUUUGUGUUUGUUCCACCUUUGUGCCAGUAAAGAGGCAUCUUCCUCUGUACUAUGAUGCAUUGCCCAUUUAUGUCAUACAUUUGGUUAUGGAUUGAGAGUUUUGCCGUUUCAUUUGGAAGUGGAUCACCCAUGUCAAAUGUAUUAUUAUUAUUAUUAUUUAUAAAGCGCCAGCAAGCUCUGUAGCGCUGUACAAUGGGUGGACUAACAGACACGUAUUUGAAACCAGACAAGUGAACGUACAGGAACAGAGGGAUUAAGGGCCCUGCUCAAUGAGCGUACAUGCUAUAGGGAGUGGGAUAUAGUGACACAAAAGGUAAGGGUAGGGUAGAAAAGUAGGUUGCUAAGAUAGUAUUCAUUGAGGGCAUAGUGAGGGCAUAGUGCGGGGAGGGAAAGCUGUUCAAUUUAAUUGAUUUGCUUUCCUAAAGAAGUACGUUUUCAAUUAUUUUUUUUAAGUAGUGGAGAUUGGGUGAGAGUCUAACAGAGACGGGAAUGGAGUUCCAUAGGAACGGCGCAGCCCUAGUGAAGUCUUUAAGGUGAGCAUCAGGGGUAGGAGUACGAACAGAGGUUAGACGUAGGUCUCCGGCAGAGCGUAAGGGCCUAGGUGGAUCAUAUUUGUGUGUUAGUGAGGAUAAGCAGGCGGGAGCAGCAUUGUGUAGAGAUUUGUAAGCAAGUAUCAGGAUCUUAAAUUGAGUCCUAUAUCUUAGGGGGAGCCAAUGGAGGGACUGACAAAGGGGGGAGGUACGGGCGGACAGGAAGAUGAGCCUCGCCGCGGCAUUCAUUAUAGGCUGUAACAGGGCAAGUUGGGAAUACGUAAGACCACUGAGAAGCGGAUUACAGUAGUCAAGGCGAGAGAGGGCAGCAGCAUGGACAAGCACCUUUGCUAUAUAAGGUGUUAAAUAGGGUCGGAUGCGCGCAAAGUUUUUGAGAUGGAAGCAGCAGGAUUUGGUGAUUGAUUGGACGUGAGGGGUGAAGGAGAGGUCUGAGUCAAUGAGAACACCUAGGCAGCGGGUGUUAGAGGUAGAGCGGAUUGUAGCGCCAUUGACUUGGAGGGACACAGGCAAGGGAGUAGCAACAUUUGAGGGAGGGAAGACCAGAAGUUCUCUUUCUGCCUGGUUCAAUUUAAGGAAUUGAGCAGCCAUCCAGUUGGAAAUAGCAGAGAGGCAGUCAGAGACACGAGUCAAAAGGGGUGGUGAAAUCAGGGGAGGACAGAUAAAUUUGCUGGUCAUCCACAUAGAAAUGAUACUGUAAGCCGAAGGAGCUGAUGAGUUUACCAAGGGAGGCAGUGUAGAUUGAGAACAAAAGGGGACCAAGGACAGACAGAGAAAGGGAUUGGGGAGAAGAGGUGGUGGGGCAGGAGGAACGGAGCAGCGCAGAAACUCUCUGGGCUCUACUGCUGUGCAUACCUAUAAACGUUAUGCUAUGCACACCUAUAAGCCCAGAGAUCCAUCGGGUAUGGUUUAUCUAGAAUUUGAGUGAGUAAAAAUGUAACUGCAGCCCAGAGCGGUUUAAGAUUUGGACGUGGCUACCAGCAGUGUAAGUCGUUAUGUGCUGUCUGUAGGAGAGGGCAGUAAUUUUUAUUAUAGAAUAUGUCAAGAUCACUAGAAAUUUGGAUGCACAAAUGUUGGUUAAUUUUUUACGUAACGGGAGCUCCUUCUGUAAGUGAAAUAGGCAUUUAUCUCCAUUGGGAGCAACUCAGAUUUGGUUAGAUGCAAUUUGCACCUCAUUAUCAAUGAGUAUCUGUUAAAAGGAUCAAGCAGGGCUGGUAUAGAAGUUUCAGGUUUUUGUGAGGCGAAGGAUAACAUCGGCAUAAGCCACUACUUCAAACUGAUUUACUUCUGUACACCGUCUAUGGUGUGUCUGUACCAUAUCACCUGUAGCAAAGGUUCAAGGGCUAGUGUAAAUAAAAGGGAGAAUAGUCGGCAGCCCUGCCUUGUAUGGAUUGCUGUAAAAAAGGAAGGAGGUGAGAUGUUAAUGGAGCACUAUAGGGUCAGGAACACAAACAUGUAUUCCUGACCCAAUAGUGUUAAAACCACAAGCUAGCCCCCUGGCCCACUUUUGCCUCCCUAAAUAUAGUAAAAUCUUACUUGUAUUUAAGUCUGCAGCUCCUGGCUCUGCUCCUGGCUCUGCCCCUGGCAGUAUCUGCUGACAUCAUCUGAAGUGGUGGUCUGAGCCAAUCACAAUGCUUCCCCAUAGAAUUGGCUGACACUGUGAAGGAGGCAGAUCAAUGCAUAUCUAUGGGGAAUGUUCAGUGUCUGCAUGUGCUGAAUGUCAGUAGUGCAGCUUUAGCAGCCAUCGGAGGAGUGGCCAGUGAAGUUAUGACUAGGCUGUAAUGUAAACAAUGCAUUUUCUCUGAAAAGACAGUGUUUACAGCAAAAAGCCUGAAGGCAAUGAUUCUACUCACCAGAACAAAUUCAAUAAGCUGUAGUUGUUCUGGUGACUAUAGUGUCCCUUUAAGUAAGAGUAAAACUCCUUUAUGAGAGAGAUCUAUGGCUUGAAGAAAACUUGAAAAUUCUACCGCCUUUUCGGAUCGGAAAAGAUUUUGGCCAUCUGGAGGUGUUUAUGAUUUGUGUACCAAACAAGAUCUAUGGAUCGGACAUGUGUUAUCAGCAGCUUGUCUCUUUGGAUAAAACCCGCCUGCUAAGGGUGUGUUAAGUCUUUUAAUAUGGAUUUAAUCUAUUAGCCAUGACCUUUGUCGUGUACUUGUGUUGUCAAUCUUAGAGCUGAAUGGUUUUAAACAUUAUGUUGGUUGGUGGCUUCUCCAACACCAUGUGUGUCCAUUAACCCCUUAAUGACAGAUAACAUCCAAGCUUUUCAUGAUAUAAUGUGGUUUGUAGAACCUGGAGAAGUUGAAGGGACACACCAAACUUUUAAAGUAUUUCAUAAAGUGUAUGUAUAAUUUUUUUUCAUAUUGUGAAAAGAGCAAAUUUCAAUAGACAUUGGCACUCUUAUAUAUGAACCUUGUUUCACCCCCGUGGCUGUCAAUCAGACAACCGGUCCUGUUACUUCCUGGUUUGGUUAGCUCAGUGGAAUUAAAACUCCAGAGGCAGCAAUUACCCAGAGCACCUGCCUUGCAAAGACUUCUCUUUGAGCUGCAUUGGGAAGUCUAUGAUUGGACAGUCACUGAAAGUUUGGGCUUGGUUAGAAGAGGGGGGUUUGCAAAGACUGCAGACAAGAGAUCUGCAGAUUUUCAGGUGUGCCGCCAAUGGGGAAAAAAAGAGAAGAGGUCUACUUACAAGCUCUGCUGGGAUUUGUUUUUGCAGACAUUGUUUCCAGGGAAUGCAGACUGGUUCCAGGACACUGUGUUUAGUGAUGAUCACUGAAUCACGUAUACAAGUGAAUAGCUCAAAGGCAGUGGAGCACUGUGGGAGAAAUAGUGGAUAUAAUUACAACCCUUAGAAACAAACACAAACACACUCAUGGCAGCUGGAAGAGCUAGUGGAAAAUUCCUAAAUACCAAAGCAGCAGGGUCCGACCCUCAACUCCUCACAACCUUGUCCUCAUCGUCACUUGCGAUAAAACCACAGGAACUGGGCAGCUGCAGUGAGGCCACACAGGCGUCCUAUCACCUCCACAAUUUCUGGCAUCGUUCUACCUACUUACUAAGACUAGUCAGUGAAUUCUUCUUAGUCACUGUGUUUGUUUUAAGUUAAAUCAUUUUAACAGCAUAAAUCAUGACAAUCAUAACGGGCAGCUGUUCUGAGUCCAGUGGAACUGCAGAGAAAAUCUGUUACUGGUCAAAUCCACAUGCGGGAGUGCAUUUUAGAAGAUGUAGAAUAGAGUCUCGAUAGUGUCUGUGUAGAGUUCACAGGCUAGCAUUGUAUUGUAUUUAAAAGGACACUAUAGUCUCCAUACCCACUAUGUAAUGGUUUUGGUGUAUAUAGCCUGUCCCUGCAGGCUUUUCAAUGUAAACGCUGCCUUUUCAGAGAAAGGGCAGUGCUUACAUUACUGGCUAGUUACACCUCUAGUGGCUAUCGCGCAGAUGGCCACUAGAGGUGCUUUCUAGUUCAGUGCUGCACUGUGUAGAGACUGUGAACGUUCCCCGUAGCGAUGCAGGAGAAGAUGAUUGGUGCAGUGUGUUGUUUUGCCACACAUACAAAAAAAUAGCCUCCCAGUGCUUUAUUAUGGAAAAGCAUUGGACUGGCUGCGAUCAUCAGCAUUGAUGAUCUCAGCCAUGAUGGCAGAGCCAGAGAGUGCCAGCCGCAGCAAGUCCGGUGCGGCAUACGAGAAAAGGUGAGUAAAAUCACAAUUUUGACUGUGACUGGAGGGGGCUAGUAACCUAAACAGCCCCUUUAGGACUAUAGUGUCAGUAAAUACAGGUUUGUAUUCCUGAUACUAUAGUUUUCCUUAACCAUUUUAUUUUCAGGUGUGUUUUUGUUUUUUGUUUGUUUUGUUUUUUAAUCCAAGCAGGGCAUCGCUGUAGUUCACUGUGAAUUAUACUGUUACAGUACAUUACUUUUAUUUUAAAUGAGCACAUUUGAGGCCAGGUUUUCCAUCAUUCCUUCAUCUAUCCUUGCUUGUUUGGAGCUGUGCCCCUUGCUAAGUAACCCAGCCAAGCCAAUCUGUUCCAUCUGAGCUAUAUUUCAUUAAUAAUCUCUCACACACAAUUCUCAUUAAUCCUGUCAAACACCGGGCAGCCGGCUUUUCACUUAAAGCCCUACAACUGAUAUCUGAACCAGUCUGAUUUUCUUUCGGUGCGUCCUAAUGUCUUACAGAUGUAAAGAGAAACACAGCUUGUGGCCUCUCCAUGGGAUGUCAUUGUAUUGUUUGAAUGACAGUGUAACGGUUUGUUGUAUUUAAUCAGCUUGUUGUGAGCAAUAUGAUGCCUGCUUACAUGGCAUAGCAUUUAUGAUAUCAAGUAUGAGCAAUGUAGGGUUUGACAAUGUUUGGGGUAGUGAAAGGUUAUGAACAUUUAAUAUCAGGUUUCGUUUUAAGCUUCCUCUAAAAUAUUCAUUGUUUUGUAGAGCACUAUAGAUGUCAGAUUUCAUUUAAAGUUAACUUACUCAGUGUUUUUUUUUCUAAUGGAAAUAUGAAAAUGAGAGCAAUUGAAAAGUCGUCUUUCUGGUAGAGUAAUUACUUCUGAAAUAAAAUUGCUUUGUUUUAAAAAGGUGCGUCUUGUUUUAUGGUUUUCAAUCUGCAAGGGUUUUAAACCGAUGCCAGCAGAGUGUUUCAGAUCACAUUUUUACAGAAAGGUAGUCAUCUGAACAGAUAUUCCUGGCACAAUCAGACAUAGAAAGAUCUAAACACUUACUGUUUUAAACCGAAAAUUAUUACGAUCCCGCAGGGCCCUCGAGAGGCUACCUGUUUGGGUCCCUCCUUCAUUCAUCAUCUUGGGAUGGUUAAAGCGAAUUCGUGGUUCCGAGCCCCUGUCUAACCCUUGGGCCCUGGGUGGCUGCCUGGGGGCGCUUUAUGGUUAAUACUGCUGUAAGACAUAUAGAUGCAUGCACUGAUGGGGGUGUAUAACACAGAUUCUACAAUUAAAGUACAAAAGCAAACAUAAGGUGAUAGUAUACAAUAGUGUGUAAAGAUGUGUGAUGUUGAAUGCAUUGACAUGAGCAAUAAAGGAAAACCACAUAUCACCCAUUCCAGAACUCCAGACAUCCCUAAUAGAUUCUUAAAUCUAAAAAGAAAGUCCAUCGAUAAAGCAGAACGUCAAGUUGAACAAACACCUUUAAUAAAAUAUUUCACUUAUAAACUGAAGAAGUUUGGGAAUAUUUUAUUUUUAAUUUUUUUCAUUUACUUGUUUAAUGAUGUUUUAAAAACACUUUAGCUCAGAAGUAUUUCGAAAAUAAAUCUUUUUAUUUAUUAAUUAAUUUAUUUUUUAUUGAAUUUUGAAGGGGUGGGUAAAAAGAUCUAAUAGACUUUGUCUUCCACCGCUAGGUAAAACUCUGCAGGAGCAAGGUAUCGGCCACAACGUCAAAGUGCUGGUUCUUGAGUUAAAUUACACAGAAGAGGAAGCCAAGAAGCGCACCCAUGAGGAGGAGAAAGAGCGAGAAAGCGAGCUGAAAAAUGAGGAGACUAUGAAAAAGAAGGUGUUGCGCACAAAAAAGGGUCUAGAAAUCCUGGCGGGGAGAGGUAGGUUAAAGGAGCACACCAUAAUAAGCAUUCAUUCUGUGUAGAAAAGUCAGCAUUUUCAAUGCAUAUUCCACAACUCUUUAAACCAUUUCUGUGCUACGAACUUGAUUAUACGGAAUUAAAGUCUUUACUAAAUAAUCCGUGCAUUCUAUCUUUUGUCUCCUGUUUCUGGGGAAAUGGAUACCACCUCACUAACUCCAUAGUGUCAAUCAGUAGCCAUUUUAUAUUUUGAAAGCCAAUACAAGCAUAUCUCCAGAUGAAUACAUUUGGGGCAGGGGUUGUUUUGUUUUUUGUUUUGUUUGUUUUUCGACCUCCACAUGUGAACUCACUGUGUGGCAGCAUAUACUGAAUGUAAAUUCAUUGUUUGACAUUCACUUGCAGCAUCGCCUCUCAAUUGUUUUGUUGUCAAGUGACUUUUACCGCUCAUAGUUCUUCUAUUGAGCACACGCAGUCACUCCACAUUGACGUUUGUUUUAUGUUUUACAAGAUUACAUGUCACAGUGACUACUUUGGUUGAUGUUAAGUUAAAUAACUCACUUGUUUUAUGGUCCUAUUGGGCCACAGCUUCUUUCGUGAAAUAUUGUGUUCCUGCUGUUCCACAUGGGGAACUUUGUGGUGCCCAUUCCAUCCCUCCAUAGUUUGGUGGAAUUUUUCCGUCAUGUUGUUACUAUAAGGUUCAUAUGCCGGCCUUGCACCAAUAUCAGUCAUCUUAAUAUAUUUAAACACAGUAUUGACUUAAAAAGUCUUCAGUAUAAUUUAGAAAAAAAAUGGCCAUCAUCUAAGGUCCUGUAAAAUAGGAUACAACUGCAGGAAUAUAAAAUGUUGCCUGAACAGAAUAGGGAGUUGGUAAGAACUGAAAACUUGGCAUGAGCUUAACAUGGCCGCCUUUAUAACUUCCAGCAAAACAAAUACAGGCACGGGAAGUGUUACUUUUUUACUUUACUCAUUAAUUAAAGACCACUCAAAAAAGAAUACAUAUAUUAUUAUGCAAAUAUUUUUAUUCAGCAUGUUUGUUCCCGUGUUUACACAGUGCUUAGAUAAUCUUUUGCUGUUCCCUCAGGCGAUUUUUAUGAUGUUGACACCACUCCUUGCUUAGAAAUUGCAAAUCAGACAGGAAAAGCAAUCAAGAUCCCACAGGCUUCGAAAAAGGUGAUCCUACCAAUCUAACAACGUUGUGACAGCAGGAGGCCAAAUUGCAGAGUUAUUGUUUUCAAUUAUAAGCAUAUUACAAACAUGUAUUUUUUAUAUGGUGUUAGAGCAAAACCUAUACCAUCAUGAAAAGUAAACGCUCUAGUUAGUUGUGUACUAUGUUACUGUGGUGUCAUCUCAUUGGAACCAUUUAAUGUAAUAUAUGCCUAUCAAGCUCCACUUUCCCCUAGUUUGUCGUAUAUCUCUUUACUGCAUUGGUAUUUUCGUUAAAUUCCGACACAGUCAGUGUGAGUAUUUCAGAACGAUUUUUUUCUGUAUGACGUACUGAUUGGCAGGAAAGCCGCUUCCAUGAUCCAGUUGUAGUGUCUGCACAAACCUCUUGUUCACUAGUUCUAUACUUUGUAUGUCUAUCUCCUCCUCUCAUGCUAUUUAUUCUGAUAAUAUAUGUACCAUUAAAGAGACACUACAGUCACUAGAACUACAGCUUAAUGUAGUUGUUCUGGUGAAUAUAAUCAUUAUGUGCAGGCAUUUUAAUGCAAACACUGCCUUUUCAGAAAAAAGGCAGUAUUUUAAUUGCUCCUAGGGACACCUCCAAGUGGCCAUUCCUCCGAUUGCCACUGGAGGUGCUUCCUGGCCCAAUGCUGCACAGUAGGCAGCACUGCCAUUCAGCGUCUCUAUAAAUUAGAGAAGUUUGUGAUGUAUCCGUUGGUUAUUAAUUUUGGUGGUUCUACAGAUCUCUGCUGCCAUUCAGUAAAUGGUAAUGUAUUUAAACAAUGAGAAUGACUGCGUACACUUCGUGAUCCUUACGGGGUUAAUGCAGCUUUUACAUUCUCAACAGCAGUGCAGUGUCAAUGCUUAUUGUUUUUUCACGUCCAUUUCUGUAUUAUUCCACCUUUUUCAUACAUAGUCUCUUCAACCCAAGGCUUUUGUAAAGGUCACUUUAACCCACGAUUCCAUGUUACCGUGCCAGAAUUGGUGGGGCUUUUCUUGGCAGACUGAGCCACAAGCGAUUGCUGUGCUUUGCAGAAAUUACAUCCUGGCUCCUUGUGUAAACCCCAAGGGGUUCAGUCACAUUUAGAAACUGUUUUGUUUUAACACACUGUGUGUGUCUGAUUGUGUUGUGUAUAGAAGCAGCAAGUUCCACAAUUCGCCAGCUGCACUUUGUGUGUAUUUUCUAUGUCUGCGCACAACUAAUUAAGCCCAACUGCAGAAAUAGAAGCAGUUGCUACUAUCCUAACAAUGGGAUAGCCUUUGGGGGGUGAUCACAGUACAGACACACCAGACUGUUGACAUGCGUUAACAAGCAUCAUUUAUUGUAUCAAAUAAGAAUAUAAUAUGAUAUAAGGCUUACCGGCAAGGAAGGGCAUUGUGGGCUGUAAUCCUAGUAAAAUCUAUCCUGCUCUGUCUAUAAGCAUGCCAAAGAAAUGUAUUUUUGACUGUAAGCAAAGAAUUGCAUUUUGGACUAUAAGGAAGUAGAUCUAGGUAAAAACAUUUUUGGCUUUAAUUAAAUAAUCAUUAACAAAGAUAUUGUUCUUUCUGUUCUGUCAGAGAAUUUAUCAUAUUGUUAAAUACUCGCUUUGCUUGGUUCCAGCAUGGCUGGUUAUUUUACAAUUUUUUUUACUUGGGGGCUGAGUUCAUGACGUUAUCUGUUCAGCAAUGCAUAUUUUAUGUAGUUAUUUUGUUGUUGAAUGUUUGUGUUUUGUGUCUUGCCACGUAGUCCCUGGUGUAUUGUUGAUCAGGACUGACUGUUCUGUUGCCUCAAAUCCUUGUAUCUAGGCGCUAAUGCUUGCCAUGGGUUAUCACGAACGAGGACGAGCAUUCCUAAAGAGAACGGAAUAUGCUUUAGCACUAACCUUCCUUCUGGAUGCAGACAAACACUUCUGGUAAGGACUGGUACCUUCCGAUCUCUGUUUAAAGUCUAGAUUUUGCUCAUUAAUGAAGUUUAAUCCUGUUCCAAGGUCUAGGGGUUCGGAAAAACAUUGUUACAAGGCUUGAUAUGACAGGAAUAUUGGGAAUUGUAAAGGACAGUGUCUUUAUCACUAGAGGUUCCAUCUCCUCUGUGAUGUUAUUCACGUCAUGCAUUGAGGCUGUCUAGUCUGUCCAGCUGUUGCAUUAUGCAACCCAUUUACCAGGGUUCCAUGAAAUCUUUCCCAACAUCCGUUAAAGAUCCAAAGACUGAUUUUCAAUGAGAGGCUUUCAUUGUGAAGGAAUAGUUUGCACAGUAGAAAUCAGGUUUGCAUUUCCCACUGAGCUACAGUUUUGUCAGAUUGCAACUCCUAUUAUUCUCACACAGCCAAAGCUUUCAUGCCCAAAGACAGCUGGAUGAACUCUUACAAAACAUGGCUUUUUUCAUUUCAUCUAUAUUUCUUUUUGUUUAUGCUUAUUCCAGAUCCGUAUUAUUUGUAAUCAUUUGUUUAUUGGUGAUUUGUGCGCAUUUAGACAUCCAUAGGUGUAAAAUAUGAUUAGUAAAAAAAACAAAAAAAAAAACUGGGUGCUUUUUUUUCUUCUUAUAUUCUUUCUCCUUUUGUGGAUUGUAAAAUUGAUCAUAAAGCCUACUCUGUAACGCAGGAUGGCCAACACACAGUGUCCCAUGUGUUCUAGAUGUAGACCUCCAUUGAUGCUUUGGCAUCUGAGAGCAUUAUCCAUAGAGUGUCAUUAACCCAGCUUUUGUGCUCUAUUGUCUCCAGUGAGUGCGGCAAGGAGCUUCUGGACACCGUUGAUAAUUAUGCAGUUCUACAACUUGAUAUCGUGUGGUGUUAUUUUCGCCUGGAGCAGCUUGAUUGCUUGGACGAUGCAGAGUCCAAGCUUAAUAUAUCCCAGAAGUGCUUCAAUAAAUGUUACGGAGAGAAUCAGGAGCGCCUGAUUAACAUAAAGGUAGGUGCCUCCAUGCUUAGUGAAAAUGAAGUGACUGUGUUUCUGUUGCAUUGUGGAAAUGGGCCUAAGGAGUAGAUACAGACAGUUAUUUGAAGGAAUUUACAGCUAGGAUGGGCAAGGAAUCGGGAGGGUGGUAAAGCAAUGCAGAUAUUUGUUGUACACAACUGCAAUAUUUGCCAACAAAUUUCUAUCAGACAAAAUAUUAAUAACUGUAACGGAUCACCUGGCACCCCGACUGGGUACCUCCGUUAAAGGAUGCUCCUAGCGUUUCCUGAGGACUCCAAGCACUCUGGCAGACACCACAAUCACCGAACCAGAGAAGCGUAUACCUUCUCUCAAGCAUAUGAAUGCUGUAGACAGUUGAAUAGGAACCAUACGAAUAGGUUUACUCUCCUAGCAGUCAAACUGGAACAGCAUACAAUAAAUCCUUCCCCAAUAAUGAGACGACACUUCACUUUGAGGGUUAAAACAGGAACUCCUGUACUGUCACAUACAGUCUCUUUUAUUCCCAAUCCACAAACAUAGUACAGCCCACAGGGCGUUACAAAACAACCAAUCAAUCCGUACAAUACACCCAGACACUCCCACACAAAAUCCUCCCCUCUGCAGGUGAUAUGAUUACUGAACACAAUGGGUAAUCUCAUUAUCACUGGCAGAGGAAUACAGUUUUUACACAAUAUUUACAACUUCUAAAAUAUACAUGUCACAAACAUAAAACAUACAUUUUCAUAAUCAAUCCAUUCAGGGGAACAACAUAUUAAAAAAUGGCACGAAUCAGACCAGGGGUUCAAAAGUUAAGGGAAAGUCCUUUGUGACUAAAUGAAGCAUGGCUUUCCGGCCCAAACCAGUUUCAGAGUCUUCUAUCCUGGAGAUUGAAUUGACAGGACAGACACAAGACUCCAUUAUGCACAUGGUGAGCACAAAGCAUUAAAAUAUUAUAAAAUACACAGUUCCAUUUUAUACAUAAAACACAGACAUGUCACAUAUCCCCAGAUAGCUGGGAUCUGAGCGCACAAAACUACAGAAUAGCGCUCAGAUCCUAUUCACACAGUUCAAUUGCCAUGGAGCCGUAGUCUUUAACUACACGAAUGGGCUCCAUGGCAUAGCUAUCUGGGUUAAUACAUUCACAUAAAGUCUGGUCCAUAGUCCAAAGGCAAGAGGAGGGCAAGCAGCCCCCUCCAAGGACACGUGGCGAGGCCGGUUUCGCCACAAUAACUAUUAAGUAACCGCAAGUACAAAAUAUUACAGUAGUAUUACAGCAGGUAGAAAAGUGUUGGCAAUACUUUGAUGAAUCUCCCCUAUUGUACAACAAAAUAUGGAGCAGUUGCCAUGGAAGCCAAUGCGAUGUCCAUACAGAUUGUUCACUUGUAGCAGUUUACCUGCAUUCUGUUCAUGAUCCUCAAUUUUAAUAGAGAUAAAAGGCUUUUGUAACCUUAAUUUUACUUUUUCAUGUUUUUCUCCCAGGGAAGUUAUGGACGAGAGAAAGUCCUUUUUUUAAGACUGUACCUGCUACAGGGAAUAGUGAGUUAUCACGGUGGGAAGGCCACUGAAGCAGGUGAAAAGUUCACCAAGGUAAUGCUGAAUUCUUAGUAUCUAUAAUUAAUAUUGAUAAUUUUACUCAGGCUGUGUUGUAAAUGCUAGCCUUUGAUAAAGGAACCCAAUUCUUCAUAAAGCAUGGCAACAACUUUAUUAAGUGAACAAACAAAAACAAAAAGACUAGGUGUUCUACGUGAAACUGUGAAAAUGUGGGCUACCUGAAACUAAAUACACUUCCUAAUUGUUUCUGUAAUACAAUGAGAUCCACCAAGGGAAAACUGUAAUUCUCAUGAAAUGUUUGGUAUUAUUACCCUAUUCCACAUUUAGGGCCCUAUUCCACAGUACCCUCAAACCCUUAAGGAGAAACUUGGAGAAGAAUUUCAAAAGAAACCCUUGUACUCUAUAGGCAUCCAAGCUACUUCAUCUCAAUAAAGUGGUCUUGGUGCCAUACCUCCUCUAUUUAAUCCUUCCAGAACGGCAAUGUUUUAAUUGCAAGAUUAACUUGCCUCUAGUGGCUGUCAGUGGUGUAAUACUGAUUGUCGCAGAAUGGUGUUUUGCUGCGCAUGUGCACUAUCCUUACAAUUCUUUUCUUAUGAAAAGGAAUGGUUUUGCUGAGAUCAUCAAUCUCGAUGAUCUCAGUCAAACAGGUGGAACAGAAUGCUAGACACCAGCACUGUUAGUUUUUAUUUUUUUAUUUUUUUUACUUACUGCACCCCAAUGAGUGCAGUAAGUAAAACUCACCUGUCGUAAGUGAGUAGGGCACUAUAACGUCAGGAACACUCAUUUGCAUUCAUAACGAUAUAGUGUUUCUUUAACUGUAGUUUGAAACAGCGGAGAAAUAAUAUACAAAGUUUGAAUUCCUGAAACAGACAGUUUGUAACAAUCUGAGCCAAUAGAGAGAGUACAAAGUACUCACAUCUAGCUAAAUAUACUGGAGCACAUUCCUAAUAGAGUAAUUCCCACAGAGUUCUGUAGCUACCCCUAUUUCUCUUUGGUAGCAGCUUUACUGUAGGGAACUCAGUCAGGAAUACAUAAAAUAUCUUCAUCUAGACAGCGAUUUAAACACUUCUGAUAUUCCUGGGCUAAUUAGUCACUAAAGGAUAUGCCAACUUUCCACAUAGUCCUCAGCUUCUGUAAUACCGCAUCUAAGGCCAAAAUGAACUCCAUCGUACCAGAGAGGACAUGAUAAAAGGAAAAUGAAUGCACUUAUCAUGCCUCGCUCGUACCAUGCCCGAAAGAUGGAAGAGUCUCACGCUAAGCGUGAUUCCCCAGACACCCCAAGCUGUCUGCUUGAACAGGACUAAAAGACUGGGAGGAGGACUAGUCUAAUAGAAAUAUGUUUUUAGAAACCUCAUAUUAACAAUAAGUUCUGGUAACCACGAAUGGUCAGAUAUAAAUGAUUUGAUACAUUUGUAGAAAGAUUAUAUUGAUAAUAUAAAAUAUCUCUCAGCCUCCUAUAUAAUAUAUUCUAAACUUCUUUUCUUCUUGUAUUUUAUCUGAAUACAAAUAAUAUAUUUAGUUAAAUAAAUAAAUAUUCUGAACAUUAUUUAGAGUAAAGUCUGUACGUGUAUAUUGAGUAAUGUAUGAUUUUGAUUUUAGGCAAACCGCCUGUACAAUGAACUAUCCAUAGACCCCAGCAAAGUGGAGAAUCUAUUGAUAUUGGGAUGCUCUGCUCAGGAUGCCCGCCUGGCAUUGCGAGCCUGCGAUGGGAACAUAGAACAUGCUGCCAACCAUAUUGCAAUGAAAAAAGAGGUACGUAAAAAAAGGAUUUUAUCCAGACCUGCACUCAGCUGACACUAAUUCAAUGAGAGCAGUCAUUUUUGGCUGAAGAAUGAAUGCACUUAUGGUCCCUGGCAUCACACAGGUAAGUUGUGAAACUGUACUAAAAUUAAACUGAGAUGGCGCUAAGCCAUUCCUGGCAUAAUAACCACAACAGUGGGCUGUGUUCCUUUUAAUGCCCUAAUUCAUUAAAGGCAAAAAGAUGCACACCUUAGUUAAUCCAAAUCUCUUUAUUAUACAACCAAAGUAAAUUAAACAAAAAUACAAAACAAACACUCUUACAAGACUAUAACAACCCAUGAUAGAGGUUAUAAAAUAUGCUCUAAAUCAAACAGGCAUAAAAGCUUACUUGCAUAUUACCUCAAAUGACUGGACACGUGUACAGAACAAAACCCCAACGUUUCAGCACACCUUCUAGUGCCUUUCUCAUGGGGUCCUUGUAGUCUCACUGCUCAAUUAUCUGACAUUUAAACUUUAUGCAGCUCUAGUCACACCUCCCUGGCAAGUCCAGCCGUCCGACUAUGAGGCCUAGCUUGUACUGUGGCCGAUCUUCCAACAUAGGGCUCGCUCCUCUUGAUGAAACUCAUGCCGACCCGCAACCCUCCCCCAUGGACUGGUGGGGGAUAUUCCGGUCCCCACUGGGGAAACCUCACCUGCAAGAGUGGUAUCUCUGGACAAGCCGAGUACCGCAUGGCGAGUCCAAGUUGGCCGCCGAGCCGGAACAUUUACUGCGCUCGGAGGACCCAACGAUCCAAGACUGCUUUGAGGCCAGGUUUGACCGGGUGUGUCUGGGAGCACAUCUGUUGCAGAAUCCCUGCCACCACCUUGUCCCAGGAGCUGGUACCUCACACUCCAGCGCUGGAUUGCCAACACCACUCCGAGUCGAGGACCCGCAUGUAGAUCAAGCCCGCUAGCAGACUACGCAGCCCAGCACCCCCCGUAAUACGAAGCUUCCUCAGGCUUACCAGUCUGCAGACUGGAGAAGGAGGAUUCAGGUAAAGCAGUGAGGGUCUCUCCUAGGGCACGGAAGCCUGAGAAAGAAACACUCAGGAGCAGCGGUCCCUACUCAGCCUACAACUAGCAAUGUGGCAGCAGGCUCCACCAAGGAGCUACUGAUGGCUAUACACCCGGCAGAGCAAUGAACUGUCUCCUGCUGCAUACCAGCGGUGUCGGUUGAAGUCUGGACAACCAGCUUCCACAAAGUCUCUGCCAACAUCAUUGCAGGACUUUUUAUGCACUCUCCCCUUCACCUCCCAACAGAGUAGAGUACCCAGUGGCCCUACAGCAAGCCUUACCCUAGCUAGCAUGUUGUUCCACACUUUUCAGCCAAGCUUAGCUUAUCACUAAUCUAGGAUGCUAAAUGUUUAUAUAUACAGACCUCAAGCAAAGUUCAGCUACCAUGUCUCACACCACAUAUACCUUUUUAUUUGUUGACUAUUCAUCUACUUACUCAAUAUUUACAAAAUAGUGCAUGUUCCCUAAUGUGUCUAUGCUGAUCUGCUUGUGGAAUGCCGUUGGGGCACCCCAAGCAUGUAUGUAACACUAUGCAAUUAAAAGUUCAAUUUACAGAGCAGGAGAUAAAAAACAAACAAAAACUUUUAAGUAAGUAAACAGAAAAUGAAAACAUGUAUGUGGUGUGGUUUGGGCUGCAUAAACAGAAACAAAAGCGAUUUAACUCCUAAAUAGCACAGAAUUGAGCAGUGAGAUUUCAGACACAUGAUUUAUACACCAACACUGCUUCAUUAAAGGACCACUAUAGUGCCAGGAAAACAUACUCGUUUUCCUGGCACUAUAGUGCCCUGAGGGUGCCCCCUCCCUCAGGGACCCCCUCCCGCCCGGCUCUGGAAAGGGGAAAGGGGGUAAAACUUACCUUUUUCCAGCGCUGGGCGGGGAGCUCUCCUCCUCCGAUCCUCCCCGUCGGCUGAAUGCGCACGCGCGGCAAGAGCUGCGCGCGCAUUCAGCCGGUCGCAUAGGAAAGCAUUAUCAAUGCUUUCCUAUGGACGCUUGCGUGCUCUCACUGUGAUUUUCACAGUGAGAAGCACGCAAGCGCCUCUAGCGGCUGUCAAUGAGACAUCCACUAGAGGCUUUGGGGGAAGGCUUAACCCAUUAAUAAACAUAGCAGUUUCUCUGAAACUGCUAUGUUUAUUAAAAAAAUUGGUUAACCCUAGCUGGACCUGGCACCCAGACCACUUCAUUAAGCUGAAGUGGUCUGGGUGCCUAGAGUGGUCCUUUAAGCUAAAGUUGUUUUGGUAAAUAGCUGGGUGUUUCUACUUUGAUCACUUAACUGCUUUUAUGACCAGACUGUUGUUGGAUGCUGCUUGCUGUUGCAUAGUACAUGUUCAUUAUAGCCUGUUAAUAAUAUUGCUAUACAUCUGAAAGUAAAACUAUGUUUGCCUCUUUCGGUAGGAAAAAGAAAAAAUUAAAAAAGAAGAACGAGAAAAGAGACGUAAGAGGUUGGAUAAAAUAAAUACCCUGAGAGGCAUGGGGUACUCAGAGCGUGCAUCGGCUGAGGCUCUCAGUAACACAGGCGGAAACAUUGAACGAGCUGUUCAGGUAUAGAGAAUACCUUCAUAGAAUGUGACGGCAGAUAAGAACCAUUCGGCCCAUCUAGUCUGCCCAAUUUUCUAAAUACUUUCAUUAGUCCCUAGCCUUAUCUUAUAGUUAGGAUAGCCUUAUGCCUAUCCCACGCAUGCUUAAACUCCUUUACUGUGUUAACCUCUACCACUUCAGCUGGAAGGCUAUUCCAUGCAUCCACUACCCUCUCAGUAAAGUAAUACUUCCUGAUAUUAUUUUAAACCUUUGUCCCUCUAAUUUAAGACUAUGUCCUCUUGUUGUGAUAGUUUUUCUUCUUUUAAAUAUAGUCUCCUCCUUUACUGUAUUGAUUCCCUUUAUAUAUUUAAAUGUUUCUAUCAUAUCCCCCCUGUCUCGUCUUUCCUCCAAGCUAUACAUCUCCAAAAUAUGUCAAAUACCUCGUGUUUUCCUUGUAUUCAAGAUGCCAAGUACAUUGCAAAAUAGUUUUUUUAGCAAAACUAGAUUAGCAAAGAGAUUGCAUAAGCCUGUUAUAAGGAUCUCUUUGGCUUGUUUUUAUAGAGUAGGAGAGUGUAACCUUUACCCUCCUGUUAUUGGAAUUAAAAGUCCCACUGGAUAUUCUCACUAUAACAGUUUUAGCAGGAUUCACUUAGAAUGCAGGGGGAUUAAACUUUACUGGAGGAAGGGUGAAUUCUAUCACACCCUAAACAUGUUGCUUGUACGCAGACUGCUUAAUAACCUUAGACCUGUGUGAUCAAUAAAUCUCAAACUGAUACAGAAUUAAGGCUGGCUACUGCCUUGGGCAACCAGUGCAACCCAUUUAGAAUUACAUUGAAAGAGAACUCCCUUGCAUGCCUGCAGAUUUGCACUUGUGGAUAUAUUGUUAUUCUCUGCACCACUUUUUGGGCUUUAUAGAACCAAAUCGUAGCAAAGUUUCAUAGAGUAAUGUACAAUGUGUAUAAGUGUGUUUCAAGACGCACGGUAAUAAAGCUGUCCGUAAUGUACAGUUUGAAUGAGUGUAUCGCAGAGCUCCACAGCAUAACACUUUAUUCUUACAUACUGCGUGUUUCGCUGCAAUAACACCGUACACAUUUUUCUAUCCAUCAUGCUACCAUAAAAUCGUACCAUGUUCCUUAAUCAUCCUUGCCUGAAAGUAAUUUUUAUUUGUAUUUGUGCUGGAGCACAAUAUAUAAUAUAUGAUCACUACACAUGUCUGUCUGGAUAUUCAUUUAAUUUUUAUAUAGAAGCAGAUUUGCAGGAAAAAAUGGACAGGAGCUCAAGAGAGGAUUAUAAGUAUAGGAUAGGGAAGAUGAAGGUAAAGUCUUGUAGCUAAGAGGGGGCUACCUUGACAAGGAGCCAUGUUUCUGAUAGGGCUACAGCUAUGUGAUUUAUUGGGGUAACUAAAGACUGCUUGUGAGAGAGUUCACCAAUCUUGCCCUUAACAUUUAAUAUAUUUGCUCCAAUCAGCUGCUCCUUGAUCAUCCGGAAAUGUUGAUAUCACAUGACAACGCAGUUAGCAGCGAGUCCUACAAUCCGCCACAGGAAAGUAUUGAUCAGGUAAGCAGUUUUAUUUCCUAUUUUAUAAAAUAAAUGCAAUCAGCAAACCUAUUAUCUACCCUCAUAUCAUGUUAACUUUGAGUCCGAUAUAAACACUCCAUAAUGUCCUAGUUAACACCAUGGCAUGUUAUUUUAUUAAAUAAACAAAUACAUUAUAAUACAGUACACUGGCGAUACAUAAAUGCCAAUAAUAAUGAUACUGUGUUAAUGUGUAGUUAGUGUAAGGCAGGGGCUACAGAGAGGACACUGAGGACAGUGCUGUACAUUCAGCUUUGUUAGCUGCUGUCAUGAAAACAGCAGGAGGUUCCGUUUUGAGUGUUCUGCCUGAGAUUAAGCUCCCAGAAAAUUUUACUCCCAAGUUUCAUACCCACAAUAGCUGAGUUUUGCUAUUAGGCAUAAAGGUGACCAAAUGGUAGCCCUCCACCUGCUGUGUAUCUUCACUCAUUGCACUAGUGUCUUGAGAUGUGUGAUUUUAAACUUGCCAGCCACACAAUCCGGGAGUCGUAUGGGUGUAGCCCCCAAGUUGUUCUCAAACUGCAUUUCAGGCCGGUAAAGUAAUCCAGGAGUUUCAGUUCUAUAACAACACAAGUGGCAGCGUGUUUACCCCCUCUCAUCUAAUAUUGUCCUGAUCCCUCUGCACCCCAGGAGAGCUGGCUGCGCUGUGAGUGUGGAAAGCUGGGGAAAUGCUGAGUUUGCGAGAUGAUCCAGAGAUAAAGGAACUCCUGACAUGGCAUAGUAAAUACACAUAAGGAGGCAAUAAAGGCAGCAUGCUUAACCCCCCCUCCCCCCCCACCCACUAUUUCUCUUAAUUUUGUAUGUUUUUGCCAAAGGAUUUAUUACCAAUGGAUCAAAGGUUAAUGCUUUCCUUACAGUUUCUGUCCAGAUGUAAAUCUACAUUGCUCAUGCUGUUUGCAUCCUUUCUGGGAAUCCUCUCAUUUCUGUAAAUGUAUGGAUCCAUUCACUAACGCUUACAAAAGGGAAUCAUUUGUAGGGAGAAAGGGUCUUCUGCUGAAAGCUGGUCGGUGCGGACAAAACAUGGAGGGGGUCAGGAUAAUAAAGUGAUAAUGGCCCUAUACUAGAGGAUUCUACACAGUGUUUAAGACUUCUAUGUACUAUUGACCAUAUACUACGCUGCAUGUGCACACCUCCUGACGGUUCUGUAGAUCUCAGCAUGGUGUCCCAUAAUGCUUAGCAUGCAGCUGUGAUCAAGCUAUUGUGGGAAGCCAAGGAUAAAUUUGCAGGAACGUACAGAUGGUGGAAUCCCAAAGCCCAAAUCAAGAAGCAGAUUAUCAGGAAGUACAGCACUUAAUCAAUACAUGUGCAGGUAGUACAGUACUACAUGCUAUUUCCUCUGGGUUUUUGUUUUGUACCCAAUAUUUUGGAACGUGGAUGUGGCAUUAAUAAAGUUUCUGACUACUGCCCACAUUCCCCCACCCCCGUUCUAGCAUAUCUACCUUCCCAUUGCAAUUUACACCUUUUUGAUUAUUGUUGUUGGUUAAUGUUACUUGGUCUCUGAUUGUCAGCCUCCCGUUCUGUGUUUAGCUGGUCUAUAUAGGUUUCGCUCCAGAUGCAGCAGAGGCAGCACUCAAGAUUUUCCAAGGGAACAUUGAAUUAGCCGCUCAGAUCUUGACUCAUCAUCAAGGUGCUCUACCUCCUCAGCUACUGCAAGAGCUGGAGAAAGCUCCUCCAGAAAAAGAGACCUCGUCGUCUUCAGAGACCUCCUUGUCAUCUUUAGAGUCUCCAGGUAACCAAUGCCUCUGUCUCCAUUAAUUAUAUCAAACCUAUUAUAUCUGCCAAUGAUAUACGGCAGGUUGCUUCCACACUGUCAUUCAAGUUCUGAUUGUGCAUAAUACUCAGAACGACCGGCGGAUGCAUAUUAGGGACUUUUACUUUGACUUGGUGAAUAGUAGCUCUGUUUUGAAUGGAAAUAAACUGUACAAAAAAGAUGGUUUGCAUCUUUCUCAAAAGGAAACAAAUGUUCUCAGUGAGCGGUUCAGAGCUUUUUCUAGGAUGUAUUUAAACUAGUAAGGGUAGGGCAAAAGGGUGAUAAAACAUCAACCUAAUUGCUCCCCAAAACAAGGACAGAAGGUGCCUGUAGCAAAUGUGUUUAAAAAAAUUAUAAGCUUAGAGUCAUGUCUACAAAUGCUCGCAGCUUAGGGAAUAAGAUCCAUGAACUUGUGGCAAAAAUGGAAACUGAUAGUGUAGAUUUAGUCGCUGUUACUGAGACAUGGUAUAAUGAGAAAAAUGAGGGGGACAUAGCAAUACCAGGGUACUCUUUAUAUAGAAAAGACACAGAAGGCAAGAAAAGGGAGGGGUGACCCUGUAUGUGAAGGAUAGCUUAAAAUCUAGCCUAAUAAAAGUUAGUAAGGUGAACAUAGAGUCUGUUUGGGUUACGUUAGAAUUUGGUAAUCACACAGUAACUCGUGUAGGUAUGAUUUAUAGGUCACCAGGAUAAAUUGAAGAGUUAGAUAAUCUACUAGUUGAGGAAAUAGCUAAAAUGACAAUGAAGGGGGAAGUUAUCAUCAUGUGUGACUUUAAUCUUCCUGAUGUAAACUUGAAAACCAAAAUAGCUGCUUGUGCCAGGAGCACACACAUUCUAAACUCCCUACUGGGAUUGUCUCUAAAGCAAGUCGUUGAGGAGCCAACUCGUAAGGAGGCCAUACUAGAUUUAGUGUUAACACAUGGAUAUUUGGUGUCAGAUAUUACUGUAGGUGAAAGUUUAGGAUCCAGUGAUCAUCAGUCAGUGUGGUUUAAUAUAAGAACAGUGACUGAGUCACACCACAUAAAAACAAAGUUUUAGACUUUAGAAAAACAGACUUUUCUAAAAGUCGAAUAUGUGUAAAGGAGUCAUUAUCAGACUGGAGCAAUUUAAAUGGAGUCCAAGAGAAAUGGGAUUAUUUAAAAGUUGCAGUGCUGAAGGCAACAGAAAAUUGCAUUAGGCUUGUCAGUAAAAGCAAAACAUUUAAGAAACAACUGUGGUACUCCGCAGAUGUGGCCAAAGUGGCUUUUAAAACUGUUGCACAUAGAAGGCUUAUCAAUAAAAUGCAAUCUUUAAGUUUGGAUUCCAGUAUCGUUGAAUGGGUAAGGCAGUGGCUGAAUGACAUGCAACAGAGGGUUGUAGUCAAUGGAGUAUAUUCGAGCAUGGACUUGUCAUCAGUGGGAUACCUCAGGGAUCUGUACUUGGACCCAUUUUCUUUAAUAUUUUUAUUAGUGAUAUUGCAGAAGGUCUUGAUGGUAAGGUAUGUCUUUUUGCUGAUGAUACGAAGAUAUGUAACAGGGUUGAUGUUUCAGGAGGGAUAAGCCAAAUGGCAAAUGAUUUAGGUAAACUAGAAAAAUGGUCAGAGUUGUGGCAACUGACAUUUAAUGUGGAUAAGUACAAGAAACCCAAGGGCAGAGUACAGAAUAUUUGAUAGAGUCCUAACCUCAAAAUCUGAGGAAAGGGAUUUAGGGGUAAUUAUUUCUGAUGACUUAAAGUUAGGCAGACCAUUUAAUGGAGCAGCAGGAAAUGCUAGCAGUAUGCUUGGUUGUAUAGGAAGAGGUAUUAGCACUAGAAAGAGGGAAGUGCUCAUGUCAUUGUACAGAACACUGGUGAGACCUCACUUGGAGUUUUGUACGCAGUACUGGAGACCGUAUCUCCAGAAGGAUAUUGAUACUUUAGAGAGAGUUCAGAGAAGGGCUACAUAACUGGUUCAUGGACUGCAGGAAAAAACUUACAAGGAAAGGUUAAAGGAUCUUAAUAUGUAUAGCUUGGAUGAAAGACAUGACGGGGGGCGGGGGGUAUGAUAGAAACAUUUAAAUACAUAAAGGGAAUUAACACCGUAAAGGCUAUCCUAGCUAUAAGAUAAGGCCAGGGACUAAUAAGAAUAUUUAAAAAAUUGGGCAGACUAGAUGGCCGAAUGGUUUUUACCUGCCAUCACAUCGUAUGUUUCUAUUUAACUGUAUUUUUACACGUUACUUUACAGUAGAGAGAGGAAACGUAUAUAGAAAUAACGGAGUACUCUGCACUGUCACGAUCGCACCCUACUUCAAGAGUGUGCGUGACGUAGUUGUGGUGGCGAAGGGGUUAAAGUUCACUAUUUGCCUGCACUAGACUGGACAUAAUGACAAAAUCCCACUUGACACCACCCGCACUUAAGCAUAAUAAUAUAAAUAUUACUAUUUUAACGCUGCCACCACCAAGAAAAUUUAUAACUGGGGUGCCUUGGUUACCCAGGUAAAUCAAUAAUAAAAACCCACCACAAUAUCUAAGCAAUUGCAAACCACUAAUUAGUCUCUUCAGGUAACGUGAUUCUUGGAUUUCAUCCAUGCAAUGUAUGAAUUUUACGUACUUUAAUACAGCCGUUUUAUGAGGAAAUAGCUUGCAAUAGAUAAGAUGCAAGCUACAUUACAUCUUAAAAAAUAAUAAUAUGCUGAAUACAUAUUUUGUACUUUUUUUUUUUUUUUUUUUUCCUCUGAUUUGUAAAGGGACCAGUACAUCAAGUGUCGGUGAAUCAGACAUUGAUCCAGUCAAGGAAAUUCUGGAUGAUAUCCCGGAGCACGAAGAGGAUUAUCUGGACCUGACUUUAGAGGAAGAAGGAAGAGUCCUUGCGGAAUAUCUUUCUUACUUAGAAAAGCUACAAGGUGUGGGUGCUUCAUGAUUCUACCAGAAGGAAAUCUGAUUGCAGUGAUUAAAGCCGUAGUACUCUGUGGCAAUCUUUUUACGCAUCAUUUUAAGGUUCUUUAUGAAUACUUCUGCUUUAUACUAUUUUUUUUUGCAAUCUAGAUGUGGGAGCAAUACUUUAGCUUUAAUGUGGGUUGUGCUAUUUUAUAUUAAAAAUAAACAACAAGGACAGUUUUUAUGCCAAUUCUGGUUAAAAUUGCACUUUGGAUGGUGCCAGGGCACAUGCCGCACUAUGAAGGAAUGUCCUAAUGUAGCACUUCUGUAACUUUUUAAGCUUCUUAGGGAGGUGAUGCCGCCUGGACCCCGGAGUGUGUGUUCUAUUUCUCUGCUGCACUCUUCAGCCCAGUAAGUACUUUUUUAGUAUAUAUACUGGGUUUGAAGAAACACUAUAUAGUUAGGAAUACAAAAGUGUAUUCCCAACGCCAUAGUGUCCCUAUGCACUAAAAUGAUUGUAACCGCAAUGUUUCGGCUGUGUGUCUUCAUCAAGCAAUCUGGUAGACAGCCACUAGAGGCAGUCUUAACCAUUUAAUGUAAACAUUGCAGUUUUUCUGAAAAUGCGGGGUUUUACGUUGAAGGGUUAAGAUGGACAGGGACACUGCACCCAGACCACGUCAAUGAGAUGAAGGAAUUAGGAACUGUGAAUUCUUUAGGUAGCCGUACUGAAAAACCAGCACAAACAAAUGGGAUAAAAAAAAAAAAAACUGUUCCAUUUGUAUUUUUGACUAUUUUAUUUUCCAAAAGAGUUUAAAGCAACAUGGACAUUAGUGUUAAUAUAUUAAGUUAUGUAUUUUUCUAUCUAUAGUUGUAGUUGUAUUGCUCCUCUUUAAAAGAAGCACUCCAGAAAAGUUACAAGUUUCAUAGCAAUAGUAACCUUUACGUAGCAUCGUAAUCAAGGGGAAUGUUCUGCUUCUAUGACCUUGUGUCCAUUCGUGACUUUGUGUGAAUCUUUACUUAACCCCUUAAGGACCAAACUUCUGGAAUAAAAGGGAAUCAUGACAUGUCACACAUGUCAUGUGUCCUUAAGGGGUUAAAGGUACAGUAACAUCUCAUCUGUAGUCUGUUUUGGGAUCAUACCAUCCAUAGCAAUAUGGUACAAGUUUGAGGCUGCGUAGACAGCCUUUUGAUGGUGGAUAGGGGGAGUUGUAAAAAUAGAGCCAUUUUGUGUUGUGCUCUAGGGAAGCUUUCCUUAUGAGAAGUUACUCACAAUUAAUUAAACAUCACAAAAAUGUUGCUAUCCUUCAAAUGUUUAACAUGCAGAAUUCUGUAAAACCUUAUAAUGCACAUUUUUGACAUUGAGGUUGAGGUGCAAGCGAUGGCAGUGUUUAUGUAUUUUGCUGUCAAAAGCUGAAAAUUUCUCUCCAUAUUUCAGAGGUGGGAAUGUACUAAAAGCCUGGCUUAGCAUCACAGAAAAGCCAUACACAAGCUUCUGUGUCAAAGGUUCUACAUCUCUGCCGAUAUAAAAGGCUUUUUAAUACCAUUCCGAUUCAGCGUAUAUUUUAUCAGAGUCAAAUCUAUUCCUUUUACUGAGAUUAGUGCAGGUCUUCUUUAUAUUGGAACACUACCAAACCGUUAUCCCAGGCUUGGUUUAAUCAUUUACUUGGCAAACUAUUUGGCAGUUCUGCGCAUGGUUCAAAACCAAUUCACUCCAGUUCUGGAAAUAUCAAAUGUGGCAAACUUUUUAUUUGUUCUAAUGAACGUGGUCAUAACCCCUGUUGGGUCUGGAAAGGUCUGAUAGCAAGAACUAUGUCUAUGAAUUGUUACUAGCUCCUAGCUCCGCACAGUAUUCAUGUAUCAAUGAGGAAAUUCUUAAAUCCAAAAAGCACAAAAAUAAAUUAAAGUAAAUCUGACCAGAAAACUUGGCACUUUGACUUUAAACGACCCGACCACUUAUCUGUUAGAAUAAAUGACUGUUCAUUAAAACUGCACCCUGAGUGUUCCAGCAUACCUCCCAACAAUUAAAUUGAGUGGUUUGCACGGGACAAUACAUUCGAGACAUAGUUGACAAAAGGAGCAAUUUGUACAGAAAGCAGCAAACCAUUCAAUCACUCGAGAAUAUAGAUCGUUUAAUAUUUUUAAACAGCCUCUGGUACAAUCAGAGGUGCUCUUGUGAGCAGGAUUUGGGUGUUUUUAUUCGUUUUUCUUGCUCCUCCUUUGAUGUAUUUACACCGGUAAAACACGAUGGUGCACAAGUCUUAACUUGGUAGUUACCAUUACGGAAUAUAUGUAAAGGUUAUGACUUGCUUUUUUUUGUUGAAAAUUCAUACGUUUUAAUAAAAUGUAGCAAUGACGGCUACAAGAAGACCUCAUUUUCAAAUGUCUUAAAGGUUUUGCUUCUAAUCGUUACUCUGGCUACUUCAGAUCCUCAACCAGUCGGACUCCAGCUAGACUUUCCGUCAUGUCAGUGACAAUAAAAUGCACACUUUAGACUUGACUAUCGCUAUAUCACUAUAUCCACUGUUUGACAUAAAAUGGCAUUGUGGAACAGUAAAAAUAACAUUUCCCAACUUUUACAUGCAUGUUGUUUAUCUUAAUAUUCACUAUAAAUUUAUCCUAACCGAAGUUUAAUCAUCACUGUUUUAAACCAUACAUAUUUUUGUCCAUCAUUGCAGUUUCUUAAUCUGCUCUAGUGACACAAAAGUGUGAAUUGUUGAAGCAAACAUUAAUGUAAAAUGUUAUUUCCCCCGAUUAUCCAAAACGAGUCGGCUAUCUUUCUAAUUUCAUUAUUUCACCCUAAAUUCACUUUCAGUUCCUGACAAUUCUUCAGUGAAUAACCCUGUUUGGAAUCACUUUAAUUCACUCCUAACAAUAUUUGCUGAUGUUUUAUUAAAUGUAUCUAGUUUUGAGGUAUGUUGGUCUCUAGAUGAAAAGAAAGACUUAUUUAAUGUACUCAAAAUACAAGUGCCUUAUUCUGUGAAAAUAACCACUUCACACAUCUUAUUUUUUUAAUUUUUUUUUUUAUUGAAUUUAUGUGGCAUAAUUUGCACAGUUUUUGUAGUUUUAUUCCUAAUUGUAAAUAGAUGAAAAGUGAGUAAUAUAUUUCUGUAUAGAAUAAUAAUUGAACCCAUUUUGAAAGAUGUCUGCUUCCGGUUUGCUAGACACCCCACAUCUGAAAAUAUUUUGAGAUAGUAACUUUCAAAUGACCGUUUAUAUACUUAUGGGGGAACCAUUUUGCUAGACCAACUGUUUCAGGGAAUAUGGUCAUUUAAACAUAUAAUUUCAAGUAAUUUUGAAACAUUUAAGUAAAACCAAAAUUUCUAUAAUUUAAUAUUUAAAUCCAUUUUCUAACACCGCCGGAACAUGCCCUUUCAGGGAAUGCGAUUCUCUACAGAUUUUUUCAAACAAUUUUGCAAACGCAACCACUAUAUGUUUAGAUGCCCUUUUUUCAAGGCUUUUUCUAUAAACUAACCCACGAAACACAUUUUUAAGGGUCACCUGUUUCGCAUAUUCUGCAAUACAAAUAUCUGUAGCCAGUCAAAAGAACAACUGUCUGGUAGUAGACCCAUCCACAAUUUCAUUUUACAUCAAAUUUAUUUUACUUUACAAAAUAAAACCUAUAAUGACGCUUUCUUGUAUCUGUGUUGUAAUGAACAGUAUUUGUUGUUUUAAAAUCAGCUUUUCCAGAGGAAAGAAAAACCUAAUUAAACACAACCUUGGCACAUUGUAGGGUUAAUAAAUGCCAUAUUCCAAUGUUUGAUACAAUUUUUAUUUCACUUUGAAAUCUUUUUCCCAGUAUAAAUAAAGUAUGAAAAUAAAUUCAUGAUUGUGUAAUCUGCUGGAGAUUCAUUGUUUUAGUCAAGUGUGGUUUAAAAAUCCAAAUAAUGUUGAAAUCAUUAUUUCAUCACUUGUAAAAUCUACGCAGUUGAAGUAAUCAUUUUUUUCCAUAUAUAUCCGAUAGCCGUUUGUGCUUAAUGUGAUUUUUAUCCAAUGAUUUCAAACUAAAUUGGUAAUAUGAGUAUUUAAACCCACAGUAGUGCUACUUUGUGUUUUGACAUAUUCUAUAGAAAGGAAAUAUGUGCAUGUAAGCAAUUUUGUUAUAUAGAUUAAUAUUUCCUUUGUGAUAUGUGCCAGCUUGUUUUUAGACCAUUAUUGUUCUUAAUUGCUUUCAAAACCUAUUAAAAUGAGUAAAAUACAAUUCUGCCCGUGGUGUCCUGGUUUUUAAUGUGCCCCAAUCUUCAAUUGACAACCUCUGCCAUAAAGGGCCAUUUGAUGUAUAGAUCAUGCCCCAUGCAGUCUCGCUGCUCAAUUAUCUGCUUUUUAGGCACUAAAUCACAUUGUUUAUGCAUCCCUGGUCCCAUCGACUCUGAUUGAGACUCACACAGGUCCCCCUACACACUUCUUGUAAAGAGAGAUCAAAUUUUUUAUAUUCCUUUUAUUACACAGUAUGUUUAAAGGACCACUAUAUGCACCCAGACCACUUCAGCUCAAUGAAGUGGUCUGGGUGCCAGGUCCUUCUAGGUUUAACCCUGCAGCUGAAAACAUAGCAGUUUCAUAGAAACUGCUAUGUUUCACUGAGGGUUAAUCCAGCCUCUAGUGGCUGUCUCACUGACAGCCGCUAGAGGCGCUUCCGCGAUUCUCACUGUGAAAAUCACAGUGAGAAGCCGCUGGACGUCCAUAUGAAAGCAUUGAGUAAUGCUUUCCUAUGGGCGGUUUAAAUGCACUUGCGUCAACGUCAGCAGAGGGAGGAGAAUUCCCCAACACCGAGGGAACCCGGCGCUGGAGAAAGGUAAGUGGCUGAAGGGGUUUAAACCCCUUCAGCCCACCGGGAGGGGGACCUAAUGACCCUAUAGUGCCAAGAAAAAGUGGUCCUUUAACCUUCUCCCUAGCCGGCAGUUUGGAGGAAUGAGGGGAUUCUAAUGCGGACUUGGUAACUGCUGCAUGGGAAGAAGGAAGAAGUCCCUGCUUCCUCAACAACCAACUACUUCCACUCCCUCUUCCAGCCAUAAUGGAAAGAGGUAAGUGUGUGUGUGAGACACUGUGACUGCCUGCCCUUGUGACUGCGUGCCUGUGUCUGUGUGUGUGACUGCAAUUGUGUGUUGCUUUAGCUGUGCCUUUGUGUGACUAUCUGCCUUUAACUGAGUGUGUGUGCCAAUCAGCGUAUGUGAGUGUCUGCCUGUAACUGAAUGUGUGUGACUGCUUGUAAUGGAGUAUGUGUGACUGUUUGCUUGUGAGGGUCUGUCUGUGUGACUGUCUGCUUGUAACUGUGUGUUUGUCUCUGUGACUGUUUGCCUGUAACUGAGCAUGUGUGACUGACUGUCUGCCUGUAACUCUGUGUGUGUGUGACUGCCUGUUACUGAGCAUGUCUGACUGUCUGCUUGUAACUGUUUUUGUGACUGUGUGCCUUUGUGUGACUGUAUAC